Messenger RNA from Balearica regulorum gibbericeps (East African grey crowned-crane), 300 nucleotides. The record is from RefSeq and is a predicted model, not a curated record. NCBI's taxonomy places the organism in Eukaryota, Metazoa, Chordata, Aves, Gruiformes, Gruidae.
AGAUGAAGCUUCUGGCUUCUGUUACCUGAACGAUGCUGUCUUGGGGAUCCUGCGUCUGCGCCAGAAAUUUGACCGAGUCCUUUAUAUCGAUUUGGAUUUGCAUCAUGGGGAUGGAGUUGAAGAUGCCUUUAGUUUCACCUCGAAAGUCAUGACUGUUUCUCUGCACAAGUUUUCACCGGGAUUUUUCCCAGGCACCGGUGAUGUGACAGAUGUUGGCCUGGGGAAAGGUCGCUAUUACAGUGUGAAUGUGCCUAUUCAAGAUGGCAUUCAGGACGAGAAAUAUUACCAGAUCUGUGAAAC